CCGGGCCGGGACGCGGAGCAUGGAGCCGCGGGCCGGCUGCCGGCUGCCCGUGCGGGUGGAGCAGGUCGUCAACGGCGCGCUGCUGGUCACCGUGAGCUGCGGCGAGCGCAGCUUCGCCGGGAUCCUGCUGGACUGCACGAAAAAGUCUGGCCUCUUCGGCCUGCCCCCGUCAGCUCCGCCGCCCCAGGCCCAGGACCCGCCUGUCAACGGCUGCCACGGGCCGGCCCCCACGGAGGGCGACACAGAGGCGAUGCAGCUGGGGACAGGCCCCCCGCCACCUCCCAGUGGGGACCAGGCCCCUGGGACCGCCAGCCCCGAGCCGCCCCUGCUGCCCGCCGGAAGCCUGCCCCCGUUCCCGCCCUAUUUUGAAGGCGCCCCCUUCCCUCCCCCGCUCUGGCUGAGGAACACGUACCGGCAGUGGGUGCCGCAGCCGCCCCCCCGGGGCAUCAAGAGGACACGGAGGCGCCUGUCCCGCAACCGCGACCCUGGCCACCUGGCCCUGAGUCCCAUCCGCCUGCGGCCCCGCCAGGUGCUCUGCGAGAAGUGCAAGAGCACCCUGAGCCCCCCAGAGGCCAGCCCCGGCCCCCCGGCCCCCCCACAGCCGCGCAGGGAGCCCCGAAAGCCCGAGGACCCCAACGGUGGGGGUGACACCACCCCCAAGAGGAGGAAGAGGGAGAGGCGGCAGGAGGCGCGGGCCCGGGUCCCCCGGAGCCCGGUCAUCAAGAUCUCCUACAGCACGCCCCAGGGCACGGGCGAGGUGGUGGAGAUCCCCUCCCGCGUGCACGGCUCGCUGGAGCCCUUCUGCCCCCCGCAGGCCCCGCCCGGAGGCCCGGACCCCGAGGCGCCUGCCUCCAUCCCCAAGCUGAAGCUGACACGGCCCCUGCGCCCCAGCGCUGCCCCGCCGCCCCCCAAGAUCCGCCUGAAGCCCCACCGCCCGGGGGCUGGCGAGCAGGAGCCCGUCUACAAGGCCGAGCUGGUGGAGGAGCUCAAGGGCUGUGGCCGCGGCCCCCGGGCCGGCUCACCCGUGCCCCUGGCUGACGGCUCUGCCCGCUCUGGGCUGGCGGACUCGUCUUCUGGAAGUUCCGGCGAGGACGACGACUGCAAGGGGUGUCCCCGAGGCGAACACGGGCGUGACGGCCUGGCUUUUCUCGCCGCCUGCCCCCGGAGAACUGGCUGCGCCAGCCUGUCGGCGUGCAGCAGCGACAGCCUGGACGAGUCCAAAUCGCCCAGCUCGGAAGGGACGUCACCAGACAUGUGUGACCUCUCGUCUGGCGACGGUGCGUCUGUGCCGGCCUCGUCCAAGGACGCGCGGCCGACGGUCCCACCCCUGACGGUCAGGCUGCACACGCAGAGCGUCUCCAAGUGCGUUACCGAGGAUGGAAGGACCGUGGCCGUAGGGGACAUCGUGUGGGGUAAGGUUCAUGGUUUUCCCUGGUGGCCAGCACGUGUCCUGGACAUCAGUCUUAGCCAGAAGGAGGACGGCGAGCCCUCCUGGCAAGAAGCGAAAGUCUCAUGGUUUGGUUCUCCGACUACAUCGUUCUUGUCUAUUUCAAAACUCUCCCCUUUCUCUGAAUUUUUCAAACUGAGAUUUAACCGUAAGAAGAAGGGGAUGUAUCGGAAAGCUAUAACAGAGGCUGCCAAUGCCGCCCGACACGUGGCCCCGGAAAUAAGGGAGCUCUUAACCCAGUUUGAAACGUAACUCGGGUUCCGACCAGGUCGCAGACAAUGAGGGCAUGGCUGUUCCCUGCAGCUCCUGACUUCAGGGGUGUCCUCCGCACCCCCGCUCCGUCCCAGGACCCUGCAAGCCUUCUGGCCGGCUGCAGGCGGAGCCCCGGCCCGCGGGCUUAGCCUGGUUCGAGGCCUCCGGGGGCAGCGGGUGCAUCUGGCCACGAGGACAGACCGCCGGAGCGCUGCGACUCCUCUGGGCCAAAUGUGUUUAUUCCCCCGACGCAGACUUUAGCUUUUCUGGUUUGUGAAGCGCCAGAGCCCAGCAGCAGGGGUGGCCUCCGGGCUCAGGGCGCCCAGGGGAGCAGGGCCGCAUCACCUCCCCGCUGGCCUCGGGACAACCCAGCCCCGGGCGCACGGGGUCUCUGUGCGCUCGGCAACCGGCUGCCCCCCCACCCCCGC
Molecule: messenger RNA, 2127 nt
Organism: Lagenorhynchus albirostris (white-beaked dolphin)
Lineage: Eukaryota; Metazoa; Chordata; Mammalia; Artiodactyla; Delphinidae
Gene: PWWP2B
Product: PWWP domain containing 2B
Exons: 3
Coding region: 20-1699 (559 amino acids)
Cellular component (GO): nucleoplasm; nucleus
Source: RefSeq, a predicted model, not a curated record